This is a messenger RNA of Blepharisma stoltei, 2379 nucleotides long. The record is from the annotation of a GenBank genome assembly. NCBI's taxonomy places the organism in Eukaryota, Ciliophora, Heterotrichea, Heterotrichida, Blepharismidae.
AUGGUUACUCGUGAAGAAGCAACUCGUAUUCUUACAACACAUAAAGCAGAACUGGAGAAUAUCAAGGAAAAAAUUCAUCAAAGCCUUUCACAAUGUCAAAAUUACGAUAGAAAAGCAUUGGAGCCACGCUUAACUAAAAUUAAAGAGCGUAUAGUAUCAAUUGAUUUAUUCCUAAAAAACUUACCUGAUAAAAUUCAUGAAAAUGAAAUCAAGAAGCUAAAAGGUAAUAAUAUAAUUAACUGGGUUUUGAAGUGAAUUGCUGAAAAGAAAAUUUUUGAAAAUGAUUCAAAAACCUUAUCAGACCUUUUAAAUGACAAUAUAAGAAAGCUUUAUUCUCUAGAAAACAAACUUUUAGAAUUAGAUUAUGCUGUGUAUUUAAAGUACCUACUUCCUGGACUGCAUACCGCGGUUCUACCCGCAGAGUGGCAGAGCAUAACCAUACUAAGCCCGGGCCGAAACCCCUGGUUUCUCGUAGAGGUGAGGUCAAGGGACAGAUUAAUGGCUUAGCUGACCACCUCCAUUUCCAACUUGUGUGUAGCCCAAGUUGACGCCAACACUACCCUUUCCAUUCGCCAGAUCUGCUCUUUAUCGAGCGCCUUAAUUUGGAGAAACUCCCAUGCCUUGACUUGGUGUCUAAUUUGCCCUCCCCUCUCUUCUAGUCAUCCCGAGAAAGAACUCAAAAGCUUUCGACAUUCGGAGCAAGUCACAGAAGCAUCUUAGGCAGGUAUGUCGCCCUGCCUCAUUUCGGACACUUACUGGGCUGAGCGCUGCUGGCUAAAGAGUCACUAGUAACUUUCCAAGGGUUCGGUCGCAAAAGCAGCAGUCUUCGCCCCUAGACCUCUUGCUUUAAGGUCCCAAACAUUUCUGGACCAACUCCUGGCUCCAAAAGCCACGCUUGAAUAUAUAUAGGUAACCACUACUGAGAGGGUGGGUUGGUCACCAUCUGCCAUUUUAUGUAUAUAGAAAACAAACUUAAUGAAUUAAUAAAUAAAAGCAAACCAACAAAUUUUGAAGAAAUAAAAAUAGAAAUUUGAAAAGAAAUUGAAGAUAUUUCGGACUCUUUACAUAGCGCUUUUCAAAGCCCCGGCCGCUUGAAAUAUUUAAUUUUUUGAAAUGAUGUAGUUCGCCAGAUUUAUGAAUAUUUUUUGGGCAAAGGCAGAGAAAUUCUCGAACUUUUUUAUUCUUUCAUAGAGAAGUUCACAGUUGAAAAGAAUUUUUUUUACAAUAUCGCCAGUCAAAAAAGAACACCUAUGUUAGUAGUUAAAUGAAUAGAAAAUCCAAGAACAAUUGAAAAAUAUUUGGGACCCAUUUAUCUAGAUUCAGGAUCUUGCAUGCUAGAAUUGCCAGAUUCUGAGUUAUUUUUGUAUGGAAGUUCUCAUCCAGUCACAGGGAAUUGUUGUAUAAUUAAUAUGAAAAAUUAUCAAAUUAAAAAGAUUUUGCCUCCUGGGACUCCAUCAUUUUAUGGAGGAGUAGCUUAUUAUAAAAAUUCUGUCUAUGUAUUUGGAGGGAGAUUUCCUCGAAAAUUAACACAUUAUUCUUAUGAAUCAAAUUGUGCAAGAAGAUUUGAUUUAAUUAAAAACUUAUGGUUUCAGCUUCCGCCCAUGCCUGAAGGUAAUUCUUUAUCUUCUUGUAUCACUUUUAAAGAUUCAAUAUUAUUUUCAGGAAAAGGAAAUACUGAAAUUAUUAACUCCCCCCCUCCGUGAACAAAAAAAUUUGUUCAUUCACGGAGGGGGGUAAAUUUUUUUUCGAAAUUUAUAUAGCGCUUUCCCGAGGAUGGCGCGGAAUGGCGCCAUCCUCGGGAAAGCGCUAUAAAAACCUCACUUCUAUAAAAAUUGGAAAGCAAAUAUUAAUUUAAUUUGUAAAAUUUAUGUUUUAAAACGCAAAUUCUUUAAAAUUAAACAGAAUUAGCUCGAGAUUUCAUUAUAAUAAUUAUCACUUAUAUACCAAUUUUUGUUCACUCAUGGAGGGUGGGUUUUUGGGCAAAAAAUAGGGAUUUUUCUAAUGGUUAUGUUCACUCACGGAGGGGGGAGUAAGUAUGAUUUAAUUAUAGAAAGUUAUUCCAAAAUUUCAAUUAUACAAUCAGCUUCUAAUGGAAGUAAACUAUUUUUAACAGAUUCCCAAAGAAUUUGGGUGAUUGAAAGUAUUGGAAGAAUUAUAGAAAGUGAAAUAGAGAACGAAUAUGUGUGAAAAAUAAUUGGUAGCUCAAAGUAUAGCGCUUAUCAGAAUUAUUUCGUUGCAUUUAUAAGUCAAGUUUUUUAUAUCAGUUUAUUAACUUCAAGUGAAAGCUUCAAGUAUUAUAAAUUUGACAUAAAUCAAAAAACAAAAGAAUUUAUUGAAGAUAUUGGCAUAUUUGAGAGAAAAAUAUUUUUGCAUGAGUAA